Messenger RNA from Sander lucioperca (pikeperch), 955 nucleotides. Its product is annotated as butyrophilin subfamily 2 member A2-like. The record is from RefSeq and is a predicted model, not a curated record. The transcript has 6 exons. NCBI's taxonomy places the organism in Eukaryota, Metazoa, Chordata, Actinopteri, Perciformes, Percidae. The coding region runs from base 103 to 918 and encodes 271 amino acids.
UGCUGUCUUUAUAGAUAGAAAAGGGCACAAGCCCUGAACUAUCCCCCAUACACAAGACAAACUAACUAAAGUGAUUUUGAUCUUUAGGAGACAUCGACAGCGAUGGAGCUUCUUCCUCUUCUGUGUCUCUGCCUCCUGACUCGCUCUGGAAUCACGUCUGCUCAAACAAACGGGCCAGCAGUCAUCAAAGUGAACGAAGGGACUGAUGUAAUGUUGCCCUGCUCUCUCAGCACCAAGGAGAACAUUACUUCAAAACUCUUUGACUGGAAGAAAGUUGCUCAGAAAGAUGAUGGUCAGAAGGAGGUGUUCCUGUAUGAUGGAGGCAGUCAUUACAACAACGGUCUACGUGGUCAGAGUGAAGAGUUCAAAGGUCGAGUCUCUCAUUUUCAAGAUGAACUGAAACACGGCAACGCCUCCAUAAUCAUCAGAAAUACAAAGAUAUCUGAUAAUGGAGGCUACACCUGUGAUUUUCCUCGUCUUCAGCCACCUCAAACAUUCAACAUUGAGCUUGUUGUCAGUCCUAUCUUAAAAUACAGAAGAGGGGAAAACAUCACAGCUUCAAAACCAUCUGUCACAAUACGUAAAACUGAGGAUGGAGUGCUGCUGCAGUGUAAAGUUCAUGGCACUCCAAAACCUAAAGUAGAGUGGCAGGACAUUGCUGGAACCAUCCUUACUGCUGAGGAGCUCCAGGUCUCAGAAAGAGAAGGCCGUUUCUACAUCACUCUCACCGCUGCUGUGACCAGGGCUCACUUCUAUCGCUGUGUAGCAACACAGAAGACAAUCAAACAUCAGAUUUCUACAUGGAUUUAUGUCAAGGCGUACAGCUCUGGACCGCAGACACAUCCUUCAGAUCAAAACUUGAGGAAAGUGAUGAUUGGAGUUGCUGUUGGAGUUCUCGCAGAAUUUCUGUUUUUUUAGGUGUUCGUUUAGCAUCGUCCUGAAAUUGCUGUAACUA